GGAGGAGGAGCGGGGUCGGCGGCCGCCCGCCCGCCCCGUCGCAGCGCCCCGCAGCUGCCCGCGGGGGAGGCCAAGAUGGCAGAGGCGUCGCCCCCCGCCCCGCUUUCGCCCCUGGACGUGGAGCUGGACCCCGAGUUCGAGCCGCAGAGCCGCCCCCGCUCCUGCACCUGGCCCCUGCAGAGGCCCGAGCUGCAGGCCAGCCCAGCCAAGCCUGCCGGCGAGUCGACCGCCGACGCCGCCUCCAUGAUCCCCGAGGAGGAGGACGACGAGGAGGAGGGGGCCGGCUCGGCCAUGACCGUCGGCAGCGCGGCCCCCGCGGGCGGAGAAGCGGCGGCGGCGGCGGCGACCACCGCCGUGCCGGAGGAGGCGGCGCGGCUGCUGGCCCCNCCCCGCGGCCUCUCGCCGGGGGGAGCGGCGGCGGCGGCGGCAGGCGGCGGGGGGCUGAGCGGGGGCCCGGCGGCGGCGCCGAGGAAGUGCUCGUCGCGGCGCAACGCGUGGGGCAACCUCUCCUACGCCGACCUCAUCACCCGCGCCAUCGAGAGCUCCCCGGAGAAGCGCCUCACUCUCUCCCAGAUCUACGACUGGAUGGUCCGCUGCGUGCCCUACUUCAAGGACAAGGGCGACAGCAACAGCUCGGCCGGGUGGAAGAAUUCCAUCCGGCACAACUUGUCACUCCACAGCCGAUUCGUCAGGGUGCAGAAUGAAGGCACCGGGAAAAGCUCUUGGUGGAUGAUCAAUCCAGAUGGUGGAAAAGGCGGCAAGGCGCCCCGGAGACGCGCUGUGUCAAUGGACAACAGCAACAAGUACACCAAGAGCAGGGGGCGGGCAGCAAAGAAAAAGGCAGCCCUGCAGACAGCCCAGGAGACGAGUGAGGACAGCCCUUCCCAGCUCUCCAAGUGGCCAGGGAGUCCCACCUCCCGCAGCAGUGACGAGCUGGAUGCAUGGACAGAUUUUCGCUCCCGUACAAAUUCAAAUGCCAGUACAAUCAGUGGCCGCUUGUCACCAAUUUUGGCAAGCACAGAGCUCGAUGAUGUUCAAGAUGACGAUGCUCCACUCUCUCCCAUGCUGUACAGUAGUCCAUCGAGCUUGUCCCCGUCGGUAAACAAACCAUGUACUGUGGAGUUGCCUAGGUUGACUGAUAUGGCUGGGACAAUGAACUUGAAUGAUGGACUGACUGAUAACCUCAUGGAUGAUCUCUUGGACAAUAUAACACUCCCUCCCUCCCAGCAGUCACCCACAGGAGGGAUGAUGCAGAGAAGCUCCAGUUUUCCUUAUGGUUCCAAAGGUUCAGGGCUGGGCUCCCCAUCAAGCAGUUUCAACAACGCUGUGUUUGGGCCGUCGUCCCUGAAUUCCCUCCGCCAGUCACCCAUGCAGACAAUUCAGGAGAACAAGCAGGCCACCUUCUCUUCCAUUUCUCAUUACAACAACCAGACGCUGCAGGAUCUCCUCACCUCUGACGCACUUAGUCACAGCGAUGUCAUGAUGACACAGUCUGACCCACUCAUGUCACAAGCCAGCACAGCUGUGUCCGCCCAGAAUUCCCGCAGGAAUAUAAUGCUCCGCAACGACCCCAUGAUGUCGUUUGCUGCUCAGUCCAGCCAGGGCGGUCUGGUCAAUCAGAACCUGUCCCAUCACCAGCACCAGUCCCACAACUCCUCUCUCAGUGGCAGCCGUGCCUUGUCCAGUUCCAUCAGUAACAUAGGCUUGAGUGACUCCAACAGCUUGGGAUCCACCAAACAUCAGCAGUCACCUGUCAAUCAGUCUAUGCAAACACUUUCUGACCCGCUGUCAGGCUCCUCUUUGUACUCUAGCGUGAACCUCCCUGUCAUGGGACAUGAGAAAUUCCCGAGUGACUUGGACCUGGACAUUUUCAACGGGAGCCUGGAGUGUGACAUGGAGUCCAUUAUCCGCAGUGAACUCAUGGAUGCCGAUGGGCUGGAUUUUAACUUUGAUUCCCUCAUCUCAGCUCAGAACGUUGUCAGUCUGAAUGUGGGGAACUUCACUGGUGCUAAACAGGCUUCAUCACAGAGUUGGGUACCAGGCUGAAGGAUCUUUGAGAACAGGGAAAACGGGCAAACAGGCCCUCAAACUGACACGAGAUGUAGAGAGAGAACCCUUUGCCAAAUCUGCUGUCAGCAAGUGGACAGUGAUACUGUUUACAGCUUACGACCUUUGUGAACCCUGCAUUAUUUUCCUAAUGAAGCAGACUGUUAAUAGGCCCCUUACUGGAGUGAAGAACCUACUUUUUUUUCCCCUCUUUUUCUUUUUUUUUUCUUGUUUUGUUGAAAAUUGAACUCAUUCUGAAGUAUGCAGAAUCUUCCUUUCCUGGGAUGGCCAAGCACCUGCUGUGGAGACAAUGUUCAGCACCAUCCUGUUGAGAACACAUUGUGUAGCCUUUACACUAGUUACUUGUCAAUGAGUAUGUGGUGUUUCAAUAUAUUAAUGGUUUAUGGGAUGUUUUAAGUUGGCUUUUCUCUUUGGAGGUUUUUCCUAUCUUCCCGCCCUCCCCCCUACAGCCACCAGUUUGAUUUCAGUAGCUUUUUAAUCAUUUUUGCUUUCUCUCCCUGGGGAAUCUGAGGCACUGUGCACAUGCAUGGAAGUGACCGUAACCCAGCACUGCUCAGGUGUCAGGGUUUUCUGAAGAUACAGCAUUAGUUACUCCUGUCACCCGGCUGGAUUCCAGAGAGGGGAUGUGUGUGACCUGUUUGUUUGUUGGGUUGGUUGGUUGGUUGAUUUCUUUCUUACUCUUUCUUUAAGUUUAAUGGUACACCCCUGUUUUCCAUAAGGGUCAACCCAGAGCUGGUUGCACACCAAGGGAAGCUGGUGAGUUUGCCUCUUGGCUCAUGAGGAUGGACUGACAGCAGAUGCCAUCGCCCUCGCAUGCACUGAGGCAGGAGCCCCUUUCCUGCCUGCUGGAGCAGGUUCCCCUCCUGCCUUAUGUUAGCAAAGCUGCCCUCACUGCCACAAUGAGCUGGUGAGGAGCUAUAGGCUGAGCUUCCACACAAGGUGGACAUAGUCACCUGUAGAGAUGUGUUUGAAAACACAGAAAUUAAAGGAAAUGUAGCGGCUGGGCAUCGGCAGGUGACUCGCAGUGACAAUGCCAGGAGCUGAGGCACAGAUCACUGCAGAGUGUGUUAUGGCGUUAGUGAUCCUGUUUAUUUUUGUUGUUGUUGUUUUGGACAUAUCCUUGAUUAUUUUUUCCUUCUCAUUAUGUAUAAUCCAUUGUGGCAGAAGAAGCAGGAGUGGGAAUGGCAAGGUGACAGUAUCAUACAAAUGGCUUUUCAUAUGAGCAUAGAUUGUAGCAGGAUAAAUGACACUGAAAGACAAGGCAGUUUUAUAUAUUUUGCUUCUAAGAUUUUCUUUUGUAAAAUGAAUAAUAAUUAAUAAUAAUAAUGAAUAAAAUGUAUGGUGCUGUAUAGAUCCUCUCUA
Molecule: messenger RNA, 3429 nt
Organism: Sturnus vulgaris (Common starling)
Lineage: Eukaryota; Metazoa; Chordata; Aves; Passeriformes; Sturnidae
Source: RefSeq, a predicted model, not a curated record